GUCCCCCCCAAAUUCCAGUCCUUUCAGUGCCUUUCUCAGGUAUCUGUCCCCCCCAGUCGGCCAGUGCCCUCAGGCCCUUGUCCGUGAUGAACCACUUCUCGUCACUUCCUUCUGAGCUUCGGCUCAUGGUAUGGCGGUACGCGGUUGACAUGGUCUACGACUCGCGUCCUCCAUGUGCCUGGUCGUUGGCCUACCGCGCCCCAUACUUGAGUAUCCAACUUGAUGAAUUCCCCCUGCCCAAGCCCAAAUCCAAGUCCACCUUGGCCGUCUUCCAGAUCAACCGAGAAUCACGCCACGAGGCUAUCAGCAGGUACUUGCUGUUUAAGGCCCGUAGCGGUUCGAAGAGGGGGCGUGUUAGGGCAGAUACUGACGUCUUUAUCCUGGAUGCCAGUGUGCUUACCGAGAUGGCUUGCACGCCUGAAUGGCAGUCGCCUCACUUUGCUAGAAAUAGUUUCCAUUACUGUCUUGUCACUUGGCCGCCGCCCUUGGCUGCAAUCUACAGCCAAUCUUGGCACAACCUGGCGUUCGUAAGGAAGAUCCUCCUACCUAGCGUGUGCUUCACCUAUUUGUACCGUAGCCAGCUUGCUCCUCUCCUCCGGCUCCCUUGCUUACAUACCAUCUACCUGGAUUUCGGGUCCCCCUUGCGCAGUGCUGCCCGUGACUACUCUGUGGAAAUGUUCCGAGCCAAGGACGACCGACUGGGGUUGGCGGGCACGCGUCGUGAUGAAUUCCACGCCUGGUACCAGGAACACUCAGACCUCCUAAUCGACCCCCAGCUGAAACGUAGCGGCGGCGGCGAGCAGAUGAACGAACUAACCAAGGCUCUUUUCCUGAAAUGGCAACGUAUUUUCCUCGACGACGUUUUGGCUGGGUGGGAACCAUUCGCCCGGAAAGGCGUUACUGGCAUCCUGGUCUCUGAGCUUUACUACGGCCUGCAAACGGAAAUCUAAUCCGGGCGCCCAGACUAAGAUGGCCUUGCCAAACGCUUGGGUGAGCGAGCAUGGGUGUGUGAGUUAUGGGUAUGGGUGCAAGCCCUGCAGGCGAGAUAUGUAUGUACAUACAUCCCAUGCCUGGCGCAACAAUGUACAUAGACCUAACAAGGCAUACCUAGUAGCACCGCGGCUCUCUCUCUCUCUCUCUCUCUCUGCUCACCACGCAACGCAACCACGCCCAACAUCAUAUCUGACGGCUUUUAUGGGCUCCUUAGCGCCAUCGGCUGCUACUUUAAGCAGGGGAUGGGUUAUGGUAAUCAUACGCGGUGGACGUGGAGUGACGAGGGGUAGUA
Messenger RNA from Hypoxylon trugodes, 1285 nucleotides. RefSeq lists its product as uncharacterized. The record is from RefSeq and is a predicted model, not a curated record. Bases 87 to 950 code for a protein of 287 amino acids. NCBI's taxonomy places the organism in Eukaryota, Fungi, Ascomycota, Sordariomycetes, Xylariales, Hypoxylaceae. The transcript is spliced from 2 exons.